Molecule: messenger RNA, 819 nt
Organism: Acanthosepion pharaonis
Lineage: Eukaryota; Metazoa; Mollusca; Cephalopoda; Sepiida; Sepiidae
Source: the annotation of a GenBank genome assembly
AUGCGCAGAGCGGUAUCUACGGGAAGACAAUCGCUUUUAGCAAUCUAUCUUCCGGCAAAUCAUUGUCGCGGAAAUAGAAUCUGCUGUUUUUCUUUCUUUUAUUUUGUCCUCCAUUUUCUUUUUCUUCCUUCUUUAAAUUUCGUUCUUUAUUUUUCUUUUCAUAAAUUUUUCUCUAUUUCUUUUUUCCAUUUUCAUUCGUCGUUUCUUUUUUCUUUCUUGUCGCCCUUUCAUUAUUUUUCUUUCUCUUUAUUUCUUUCCUCUUUUGUCUUUACUUUUUGCCUUUUCUUUUUUAUUUCUCUCUCUACCUUUCUUUCUUUCUUUCUUUUUUUCUUUCUUUCUUUCUGUAGUUCGUUCUUUCUUUAUUUUUUAUUGAUGCAUUUAUAUAAAGAUUUUUGCCUUUCUUAUAACUUGACUUUUAUUGUUCGGCACUUUACUCUCUAUACACGCCAACAAACAAUUAUUUACGAAUUUUUCAUCUUUUUUCAUCCUAUUUUUGUCUUCCUUUUUUCUUUCUCAUUUUUCUUCGUUUUUUCUUUCUACUAUUCUUUCUCUUUUUUCUUCAUCUUUUUUCUCCCUCUUUUUCUUCCUUUUUUCUUCCUCUUUUCUUCUUUUUUUCGCCCUUUUUUUUCUUUCUAUUUUCUUUCUUUUGUUGCAAUCUAUGUUCAAAUUGACCUCUCCCUCUCUCUCUUUCUUUAUAUUCUUUCUUUUUCUCUCUUUCUUUCCUCUUUUUUCAUGGCAUUGUUUUCUUGCCUUACACUUUUCAGCCUCUCUCUCUCUCUCUCUCUCUCUCUCUUUCUUUGUUACUUAUUAUUUUUAUAG